Sinocyclocheilus grahami is the source of this 330-nucleotide messenger RNA. RefSeq names its product lanC-like protein 1. Gene Ontology annotation, cellular component: plasma membrane. The transcript is spliced from 2 exons. Gene Ontology annotation, biological process: peptide modification; carbohydrate metabolic process. NCBI's taxonomy places the organism in Eukaryota, Metazoa, Chordata, Actinopteri, Cypriniformes, Cyprinidae. The record is from RefSeq and is a predicted model, not a curated record. The annotation marks the transcript as partial.
AUCUGUGAUGCAGUGCUGGAUUCCGGACAGAAUCUGUCUCAGAAGAACAAGAUCCAGGAGCAAACCCCUCUCAUGUAUGAGUGGUAUCAGGAGGAGUAUGUGGGUGCCGCUCAUGGCCUGGCAGGGAUCUACUACUACCUGAUGCAGCCUGGCUUUGUGGUUGGCGAGGACCGAGUUUACCAUCUAGUCAAACCCAGUGUGAACUACAUGUGUCAGCUAAGGUUUCCAUCAGGCAAUUACCCACCGUGGGUUGGAGAUUCUCGGGAUCUUCUGGUGCACUGGUGUCACGGCUCUCCUGGAGUGAUCUACAUGUUGAUACAGGCUUUUAAG